This is a messenger RNA of Aspergillus mulundensis, 1857 nucleotides long. RefSeq names its product pseudouridine synthase DEG1. Gene Ontology annotation, molecular function: pseudouridine synthase activity; RNA binding. Bases 1 to 1857 code for a protein of 618 amino acids. Gene Ontology annotation, biological process: mRNA pseudouridine synthesis; tRNA pseudouridine synthesis. Lineage: Eukaryota; Fungi; Ascomycota; Eurotiomycetes; Eurotiales; Aspergillaceae. The record is from RefSeq and is a predicted model, not a curated record. The transcript has a single exon. Gene Ontology annotation, cellular component: cytoplasm; nucleus.
AUGUCCGGCAAUACCCCCCAGGCGCCGGCCCCGAGCCAGCCAGAGCAACAACAGGCACCGGGAUCGCAAAAGCAGGAGCAGCAGGAUCAGCAGCAGCCAGAUUACUCAACCUGGAGCACAACAAGCCUUGUUGAGCGAAUCACCGAGCUGGAGCGGCAACUGAAUUCCCGGAACGCGGAAUACAAACCAUCCGCCACUACGACAAAAACACCAGCGCAAGCUGAAAAGAAUGAAGAAAAGGAGAUUCCUAGAUGGCUGGCGACAGGCAAAUAUGACCCUGACGACAUAACCCACGCCCCUGCCUUGCGACCCCGCAAGCAGGCAAAGAAAAUGGACCCGUCGCAGUACAACUUCCGCUUCAUCGCGCUGAAAUUUGCGUACCUGGGACAGCGAUACCAGGGCCUUGAACAUGCGAGUAACAACCCGACUGCUCUGCCGACGAUUGAGGAGGAGAUGUGGAAGGCGCUGAUGAGGACGAGGCUGAUCUUCCCGACUGAUAUGACGGAUGACGACGUUCCGAACCCGAAAGUGAAGCGGAAGGAGAACGAGGCAUUUAAUCUUAGUUGGGAGGGGUGUGAGUACUCCAAGGCCGGGAGAACGGAUCGUGGUGUUAGUGCUUUUGGACAGGUUAUUGGGCUUAAAGUGCGCAGUUCUCGGCCGAAGCCGAAGGUGGUAGAGCCUGCUCAGGACGCGGAGGAUACUGCAGAGACUACGCGCAAAGAGGUAGCAGACGCGGAUUGGGAUGAUAUUGCGGAUGAAAUACCCUACAUCAGCUUGCUGAAUAAAGCGCUCCCGGAAGACAUUCGCGUAUUGGCAUGGUGCCCGAAUCCACCAGAAGGCUUUGACGCUCGCUACUCCUGCCGCGAGCGUCACUAUAAAUACUUCUUCACACAGCCCGCGUUUUCUCCGACGCCGGGCCCGCUUGGGCUUCUUCCACGAAAAGGCAAUGAACCGCCGAAGUACCGAGAAGGCUGGUUAGACAUUGAUGCCAUGCGCGAAGCCGCUAAGCACUUUGAGGGCGUGCACGACUUUCGCAAUUUCUGCAAAGUGGAUACAAGCAAGCAGAUCGAGAACUUUGAGCGGAUCAUCUACCGUGCCGAUAUUGAAAUGCUCGAUCCCAGAACUAGCCCGUUGGGCUAUGUGAAUCGGCCGGAAUUUCAUGCUCUACAGCACGCUGACGCAGAUUCCUCGAUUGAGAAGCCCGAAAUCUCAGUCCCACCUGGAUGCCAGGUAUAUGUGUUCAACCUGCAAGGGUCCGCUUUCCUGUGGCACCAAGUUAGGCACAUGAUAGGUGUUUUGUUUCUCGUGGGCCAAGGACUUGAGUCGCCGUCCGUUGUGGCCGAUUUGCUUGACGUGGAAAAGAACCCGCGCAAACCAAUGUACGAGAUGGCAUCCGACGCCCCGCUAGUCCUCUGGAAUUGCGUCUUUCCCGAGAAAGACAGUGAGAUCCGGGAGGAUGCCUUGGAAUGGGUGUAUGCUGGAGAUACCAGACAAUCAAGAAGCGAGUACGCCAAAGGGACUGGUAAGUUCGGCGUUGGCGGCGUGGUUGAUGAUAUUUGGUCUGUCUGGAGGCAACGCAAAAUGGACGAAAUCCUGGCCGGCGCACUGCUUGACCUAGUUAUUGAACAAGGUGAUCAGACUGCUUUCCGGGAUGGGAAAAUUAAGAAUCUAGAGCGAGAAAGGCAAAGCAAGGUGCACAGGGUCUUUGGUGGAGCCAACGAGGGCAAAGCAAAGGGUCAAUAUUUCGCUAUGGCGCAGAAGAGGAAGAUGGACACUGUUGAAGUCCAAAAUGCCAGAUACCUCGCGGCCAAGCAGCGGAAAACGGACAGGGAGGGAAACGGAGAUGUGAAGGCAUAA